AUUGCAGUCGCGUUCGAAAUGUCGUUGGAAAUCGUCUGUUCUCCUGUUACUUGCUUGUUCGAUUGACUUUGACUUUGCUGCCGGACAUACCUCAUGCUCCUAGACACUGUUUGCGAUGACGAAGUCGGAAGUGUUUCGAAACUCUAAGCGGACACGGUCACAACUCACUUUGCCAGACUUCAGCUUCGAUCUUGGCCGCUCUCCUCUUAAAGAUGCUCGAGUUGCUCUGCGGCAUAACGUCGUUUCUGCAUCUGUUACGGAGGAUGUGAUACCAAUGGCCGAUGGUGAAGAUGGGAGACGGCUAUCUUUGUCGAGGACACCACCGAAGCGACCUGGGUCACCGUUGAAGGAUACCGUCGCGCAGUGCGAAAGAGAGCUGAAACGGAUGAAGUGGGAUUCUCCUCAGGACCGGAGUGUGGACUCGUCACAAGUAUUGGAACGACAUAGCGUCGAUCCAUCUUUGCGGCCUUCGACGUCACGUAAACCUGCCUCCAUGUCCUCGAUAGCUUCGCCCAAAGCGGGAUCCAACUCAACACCUACUAGCGUCAGGCGUGCUCAAUCCGUGCCACCGCAGAGCUCUACUCCAAAGCCUUUGAUUCCAUAUAUUGACCUUAGACGAAUGUCGCCCUCGCCAUGGAGGUCUCCUGCGAAGAAGAAACUCAGGAUCGCUUCUGUACCCCCGAUGGAUUCUAUACCUGAUUCUACCGAAGCCACUGGAGGCCCUUCUCCUAUUCACGACCUACGUUUGAUGACAAAACCUUCAUCUACAGAGCAUCCGGUUGAGGUAGCGAUCGCAGUCGAAAUGGAUGCGGACAUGUCUCUUUCUAAUGAGACAACGCUAACUGGGACACCAGUGUUAGAAGACAAGAUUUUGUCCAAAUCGCCUAAAUCUCUUCGCAUUGAUGCACCCCAACGGAAGCCUGCAUCUACGAAUGAAGACGAUCCGAUGGGCUCGUCGCCAUUAUCCUCCCCACCGUCCUCCUCGACCCCUCCAGAACACGAUACCGAUCCGAAAUGUGCCAUGCAGAUAAUUCCUCCACCGUCCACAGACACACCUGCGCGUCCCCCGCCUCCUGCUUUACCACGUUCACCAACAGAAUCAAUCACGCGGUCGCAACCAUCUCUAUUACAACAAGGAUCUAGUAAUUCUGAGCGAAUAGUGGAGUCCCUCAGGAAUUCGGUAGAGACACUGACUGCUGGUAUUCGCUCGGAGUCAAGGCCGAAGAUUUCUACUUCUUCAAUUGCGUCUUCGUCUUCGUCCAGUCGUCUACCAAGGCCUAGCGCUGCACCUCCCCCGGCACCCCUUCCCGUAGCGUCUUCGUCAAAAGCGAAGUUCGAAUCACCUCAGGACGGUAAUCCCACGCCUGAAGAAGCGAAGGCAUCAUCAAGGUCUGAACCUUCGAAAGCGCAACCGAAAAAGCAAUCCCGUAUCAGAGCUAUGAAGCCUAAAGCCGUUGCCACUGGAACUACUUCAAUUCCGUUAGGUGGACGUAUGACGCGGUCAGCAUCGCUGAGACAGCAGGAGAAUAAGAAGAAAGAGGAAACAGCCACUCCUAUUGCAGAUACAUCUAAGACGCCAGUAAGACCAGCGUCGAGGGCUAGUACGAAUCUUUCACGUCCGACUUCACGAGCAGGGCCUUCCUCUGCUGGAGACAUGCUCGUACCUCUCAAAGACGAACCUCCCGCUUCUGCAAAUACUCCAGGGAGGACCCUAGGUCGAAAGCGCUCCAAAUCCUUUGCCUAUGCUCAACCGACGUCGAGCUCAGCAGCGAAGUCCAACCCCAAUUCUCCUGUCAAACCCCGGAAUGUCACCGGUACCCUCGCCGGUGCAAGGUUGCCUACACUUAAUCGUGACCGCUUUUCAGUUCCUCCUCCCGCAUCCUCACUGUCGAAUCUGUCAAUGGCUUUAGAGAAGUUGAACGCACCGCCACCCUCGAGGCCGAAUACGAGUAUGGGAUUCAACAGAGCGAUGAGUGCGGCACCUGGUAUGAUGAACGACGGGGACGAAUGUUCCGAAGACGGGUUGAGAGGAAAGCGAAGAUCGACUAUCGGAAAUGCAAAGGGAAAGGCGAAGGAUGACAGUCACCUCUCAUCUUCCACGUCGACUACAAAUUCCAGUUCCUGGUCUUCCCUGAGUGGAAAACCAGCAUCCUCCAUUGCAGCCCUAGGCUCAAAUCCAAGACAGAAAACACCUGCCCCAUUGGGACGAUCAGCUACGGUCGGGUCGUUUGGCGCACCUGGAACAGCAUCCGCAGCACCCCAGCGACAUUCAGAGCUCAUGCUACCACCUCCUGUACCUAAGGCGGCAUCUUCGAAGCCUCCUUCCGAGGUAGGCCAAUCUGCGAAGAGAAUCAAUCUAUCGUCAGGUAUCAUCGCAGGGAGGCCGAAAGGCAAGAUCGCAUUUGGUUCAAGCAGCCGCCAAAGUCAUGCAUCAUCUUCAGUCGCUGGUUCAAGUACUAGUGCUGGUACUGGCCCGAGUUCCAGUGCAGGGACAGGUGUGAUGCCAAAACCGCGAAUAUUUGGUGUAGGUUCAUUUGCUAGCGGUCUUGGCAAACGGAUAGGAAAUCGUGUCGUACAUAGGGCAAGUAAGCCCAGCCCUCUGCCUAUGGUUGAAGGAAGUCCUGUUAAGGGUGGGUCUCGCGCGAUAGACGCUAUGGAUGAAGAUGCAGAAGAACAAGAACAAGGCCGAAGUGUCGGUAUGUUUGAUUUCGGUGAACCAGAGGGGAGUAGGAUGGAAGUAGAUGAAGCAGUCUCUUUGGAGGAUCUUCGAGCGAAUGGGACACGUACUCCAACGAAUGACCUAGAAACCUCCGAUUCAAUGCCUUUCCCUGAUGGUUCCGAAUCCGAGAAAGUCGAUAAGGAGAAAGGCAAAGAAAAAGCGCCUAGCUCAUGGAGGCAUAACGCCUCUCGUCGGGCAUCCUUGGCUUCUCAGCUCCUUUCUCAAUCCCUCUCUUCCCUUCCACAGACACCUCCACGGUCUGCUGCUUCGGGUGGCAAGGGGAAGGGUCGUGCCGCGGGUAGCUUCCCUCCAUCGUCUUCUCAAGUCGCUGGAAUGAAGACCGCUCCUGGCGUUCUGGGUCGAACCUCAGAUGUUGGUGCGCAUGUUUCUGCCCACGGCAAGGCAGGUGUUGGUGCAGCCGUUGAGGGUACAUCUGGAGGUCUAGCUGCUCCCAAUGGUGCUACUGUGGGUUCGUUGAAGGUGCUGAGAGAUUGUACUAUAUUUGUGGAUGUGAGGACGGAUGAUGGGGAUGAUGCUGGUGGACUGUUCGUGGAUAUGUUGAGAGGCAUGGGUGCCAAGAUUCUGUCCCGGGUAGGGCAAACUUGCACCCACAUCGUGUACAAAAACGGGUUGAUGAGCACCAUCACAAAAUACAGAUUACACCAGGAUCCCAAGCCUCACGUAGUCGGUAUCGCAUGGGUUGUGGAAUGUGUCGAGAAGCGGGCUCGCGUCGAUGAGACAAAGUUCCUGGUCAACCUUGAUCUUGUCAAUGUUGCCGGAACGAACAAGUAUUGUUCUUCACACAGCGUCGACGUUCGAUGCUCCCUAAGCACCUCUUCAACUCGCCCGUCGCUCCUUCUACGGUCUCACCUGCCUUCUCCAAUCACGCUGAGGGCAAUAGUCGUACAGAGGACAGGUCAUCAUCGCCAUUGACUGGCUCGGACGACAACAGCCCAAGGGCAAACACUUCACUAGACGACCUCCCUCCUCUGGAAAGGGCCCGGAGACGAAAGAGUACAUUGCUCAAUCACGGUAUCACGAGAACAUAAUGAUUUGCAUCUGUUACACUUCUUUUUCAGUACAUUGUACUAUCCCCCUCAAUCAUGCAAUUUUCAACUCGGUAUUCAAUAUUCAAUCCCCAUUAUUCACAUUCCUCAAACCUAUAUAUAUCCUGACGCAUUUAAUGUUAUUCGUUCUGGUUUAUGCAAUUGUUCAUAUUCGCCAUCCACUAUUACCUUACUAUUGCCUCCUCGUCCUUUCAGCACGGUGUCUUUCAUGGUCCACACUUUGUAAAAUCGACGCACUGUGCCCGAUUUGGCAGGGCGCAUCAAUGCAUCAAGAUUGAUGGGUGUUGGC
Messenger RNA from Somion occarium, 4075 nucleotides. Lineage: Eukaryota; Fungi; Basidiomycota; Agaricomycetes; Polyporales; Cerrenaceae. The record is from the annotation of a GenBank genome assembly.